This is a messenger RNA of Carya illinoinensis, 612 nucleotides long. RefSeq names its product histone H4. Gene Ontology annotation, molecular function: DNA binding; structural constituent of chromatin; protein heterodimerization activity. The coding region runs from base 90 to 401 and encodes 103 amino acids. Gene Ontology annotation, biological process: nucleosome assembly. The transcript has a single exon. Gene Ontology annotation, cellular component: nucleosome. The record is from RefSeq and is a predicted model, not a curated record. NCBI's taxonomy places the organism in Eukaryota, Viridiplantae, Streptophyta, Magnoliopsida, Fagales, Juglandaceae.
UCCUCUAUCAACCGCACACAGCGAAAUUUCUCCAGAGCAGAAGAAAAAGAAAUCCCAAUUCAAAACCCUAGAUCUGUCUGCGUGUGGAAAUGUCGGGUCGUGGAAAGGGAGGCAAGGGACUGGGCAAGGGAGGAGCCAAGAGGCACAGGAAGGUGCUUCGGGAUAACAUCCAGGGUAUCACCAAGCCUGCUAUUCGCCGUCUGGCUAGGAGAGGCGGCGUCAAGAGGAUCAGCGGCCUCAUCUACGAGGAGACACGUGGUGUUCUCAAGAUAUUUCUCGAAAACGUUAUCCGCGACGCCGUGACAUAUACGGAGCAUGCUCGUAGGAAGACGGUGACAGCCAUGGAUGUGGUUUAUGCGCUCAAGAGGCAGGGGAGGACCUUGUAUGGGUUCGGUGGUUAAUUUGGUUUUGUAUUAUGCUCUUUUAGACCUGUAAAUCGGUUAAUUGUCAAUGCAGUAGUCGUAGGUUCUGGUCUAGAGUUCGUGCUUAUGUAGUUGGGUUUUUGCUUGUAGCGAAAACCUAUUAGCCUUUGGUUCAACUUAUGCUGAAUUCCUCUCGAACUAUUGUUUGAAUUUUCUAUGACAAUGUCACGUUCUAUGAGUGAUUUAUUUU